Molecule: messenger RNA, 3443 nt
Organism: Oreochromis aureus
Lineage: Eukaryota; Metazoa; Chordata; Actinopteri; Cichliformes; Cichlidae
Product: alpha-2-macroglobulin-like
Exons: 28
Coding region: 51-3443 (1130 amino acids)
Molecular function (GO): endopeptidase inhibitor activity
Source: RefSeq, a predicted model, not a curated record
GUCAGCCAAUAUUUAGCAGAAGCUGACACUGAGGAUUGUCACAACCAGUCAUGGACCGUCUCUGGAUCCUGAGCUGCACUCUGUGUGUCCUCCUGAGCUGGAUGCAUGUGGAUCAAGCGGUGGCUGAACCCCAGUACCUGGUGGCCAUUCCUGCAGUUAUUGAAGCUGGAGCUGAGGCCAAAUUCUGUGUAACUCUCCGACAGCCCAGUGGGACUCUGGUCAUGACUGUCACUUUGAAGUCCCGAGAGAAGAACACGACCUUAUUCACACAUACGUCAAAUGAAGCAUUUCAAACCUGUGUUCAGUUUAAGGCUCCUUUGGUACAAAAGGAGGUGCAAGACUUUCAGGUGGAGGUACGAGGAGACACAUUUUACUCCAAACAAGUCAGAAAAGUGAUGAUCCGAGCGUCUGAUACCUUCACAUUGAUCCAAACAGAUAAACCCAUCUACCUCCCUGGACAAAAAGUGAAUUUCAGAGUCGUUGCCAUGGAUAAUAAGAUGCGACCAGCCAAUCAGCUGUAUGAUGUCAUUGAACUUCAGGAUCCUAAUAGUAACAGGAUUGGACAGUGGCUAAAUGAAACAUCCAAUAGCAGAAUACUGCAGCUUUCUUACUCCUUGGACACUGAGGCCCGUGAGGGACCGUACCAGAUCAUUGUGUCAAUGGGUGAUAGGAAAAUAUCUCACAAUUUCAAAGUGGAGAAGUAUGUUUUACCCAAAUUUGAUGUGACAGUAAAUAUAUCUGAAGAAGUACUUAUUGGGCAGGAAGACGUUGAAGCUAAAGUGUGUGCAAAGUACACGUACGGACAGCCUGUACCAGGACGUGUUACAGUUAAUGUGUGCCGACCUAUUAAUAGGUAUAGCAGUUUUAGUAUAUCGCUGUACGAUUACGAUCUUAUGGCCCUAUGGCAGAUGGGUGGCUCCUGCCACACAGAGACAAAGCAGGCAGACAAGACUGGCUGUGCAACUUUUUCCUUCAACAUGUCAAUUUUUACUAAAAUGGACGAAAAGCUUCAAGAUGUUCUGGAUAUCAGGGCCAAAGUGGAAGAAGAGGGAACAGGUGUUUCACUCCCACAAGAGAAGAGAGUCACGAUUUCUUACGUCCUUGGAAAAGUGUCUUUUAUUAACGUGCCCAAGAUUUGGGAACGGGGAUCUAAUGUGGAAGGAAAAGUCAGAGCAGUGUACCACAAUAAUACACCAGUUUGUGACGCACCGGUUUACCUGUUCACGGGACAACUGUGGCAACCACGCUCACUACAAAAUCUGACAACUGACAGCAACGGUGUGGCCUCAUUUUCUAUCUUCCAGGUGUUGUCCAGAGGAGCUGUCAUCAUGCAAGGACAAACACAGGUUCAAGUGCAAGAUAGAUCGGUGACUGAGGGCCAGGUGAACUUUGAGUUUAGAGUGUCUCCUGAGAUGUCACCAGAGUUCCAGCUUGUGGCUUAUGCUGUCCUGCCAAGUGAGGAUGUAAUUGCCCACAGUGCCAACUUCUCUACUGACAAAUGCUUCAGCAACAAGGUGUCAGUGGAGUUUUCACCGUCUUCAGCCAUCCCAGGUGAAGAGACCAACAUGCAGGUGACGGCCCUGCCACGUUCUCUGUGUGGUGUGAGCGCCAUCGACAAGAGUGUUCUCAUCAAGGAGCCUGGGAAGACUCUGGAUGCAGAUAAGAUAUUUGACUUGCUCCCACUCAAGAAAUCCUCAGGUAUCCCAUAUGAGGUUCGAGAUGCUGAAGAAUGCCUAAAUGUGAGACCAAAAAGAUAUGUUUUGCCGUACCCCAGUCAAGAGCAAAAUGACGCCUAUGCAGUUUUCCAGAAAGUCGGACUGAAGAUGGCGACAAACUUGAUUUUUCGAUUGCCUUCAUGCCUCAAGUUCAAAGGAAAAUUUUACCAUGAUGGCCCUCAUGUCGUCUCCGGGGCUGUGAAUGUGACUGUGUCUGCUGAGGCCGUAGCGUCCCAUGUGUCAUGUGAUAAUGAGGUUGUGAGCGUACCAGACAGAGGUCGCAUCGACGUGGUCACCAAAUCUCUCAUAGUGAAGGCCGAGGGAACUGAGAUGACAAAGACGUACAACUGGCUUCUUUGUCCAAAAGGAAACACACCGAUAGAGGAAACAGAGAUACAUCUGCCUGAGAAUGUGAUAGAAGGAUCUGCCCGCACUUCUGUAUCAGUCCUGGGUGUCAUCCUCGGCCGGGCUCUGAAGAACCUGGAUGGAUUGCUGCAGAUGCCACAUGGAUGUGGGGAGCAGAACAUGGCUCUCCUGGCCCCCAACAUCUACAUCCUCCACUACCUGAAAGGCACACAGCAGCUCACCACAGCAAUCAUGAAAAAAGCUACUAACUUCCUCACCAGUGGAUACCAAAGACAGCUCAACUACAAAAGUGACGACGGUGCUUACACCACAUUUGGAGUAGGACCAGGAAACACUUGGCUGACUGCGUUUGUGGUAAGAAGUUUUGCCAAAGCUCAGUCUUUCAUCUAUAUUGAUCCCAGAACGAUCGAAGAGUCUAAGACCUGGCUGCAACAUAAACAACAAGAAACUGGCUGUUUUGAAAAGUCUGGGAAACUCUUCAACAACAGAAUGAAGGGUGGUGUAUCUGAUGAAGUGACUCUCAGUGCGUACGUUACUGCUGCCUUCUUGGAAAUGAAUAUAUCCCAACAUGAUCCUGUGAUGAAAAAGAGCCUGGCUUGUCUCAAGGAGUCUAUCAGUGACCUGAGCAACACCUACACUACAGCUCUGCUGGCCUAUGUGUUCACCCUGGCAGGAGACGUGGAGACCCGCGCUCACCUUCUGCAGCACUUAGACACAGUUGCAGUGAGGGAAGGAGGUUUCCUCUACUGGUCUCAGACAGCAGCAGAAAAAUCAGCCUCCCUGUCAGUGGAGAUCAGUUCUUAUGUGCUGUUGGCCAAACUCAGCGUCUCCCCAACUGCUGAGGAUCUGGCAUAUGCCUCUGGUAUUAUGAGGUGGCUGACUGGGCAGCAGAACUAUUACGGAGGCUUCUCCUCCACUCAGGACACAGUGGUGGCUCUUCAGGCUCUGGCUCUCUACUCCACUCUGGUGUUCAGUCCUGAAGGUUGGAGCACAGUGACAGUUCAGGCUCCCAGCAGUCAGCUGACAUUUGAUGUCAAUCAGGGCAACAAACUGCUCUACCAGGAGGAGGCGCUGCAGGAAGUGUCAGGAAAAUACAGGCUGGAGGUGAAGGGCACUGCAUGUGCUUCAGUGCAGAUUUCUGUCCACUACAACAUCCCGACACCUACUGAUGUCACCACUCUCAGUGUGAAAGUACAACUAGAGGUCGACACCACCAGUGAAUCUGCUAGACCUAAAUUCAUCGCUUAUUUCCGGUCUACCCGGCUUCCGGAGGACCCGGCCCACUUAGACCACGAAGGUCGGGUCCUCAGGUGGACGCACCCUCUGAAUUUGGACACCCCGGAACAGGCCGGUGACAUUUAA